AUGGCAACAGAUACAACUAGCGCUAACCUCAACACUGAACUCCCAGAGUAUCCGGACCUUGUUCUUGCAAAUUUCCCGAAAAAAGAAGGCGAAACUGUUCAAUUAAUAGAUGGAAGACAAUUCGGUUUCAUGGAGUAUAAUAUAACUCAUACUGUCCAAAAAACAGCACUCAGAGACAAUCGAGAACACAUAAUUUUAUUGAUACCAGGUCUACCAGGGUCUCGGUUUUACUGUCACCCGCACGUACUUGCAGAAGAAAAAAACAAAGAAUUAAACAAAACUUCGGCGAAAAAUAAUAGCAAUAAUCGUAGUGAUCAUGAUUGCGAUAAUGAAAGUUUGGAUUUGAUUAAAAUUCGUUUAUUUGUAUUAGAACGACCAGGAAUUGGAUUAUCAACCUUUGCAAAAAGAACAUUUCUCGAUUUUGCUAAUGACGUUAAAGAAUUUUGUGUGAUAAAAAGAAUAAUGGAAUGUAAAGUUAUUGCUUAUUCUGCUGGUGGUCCAUAUGGAUUAGCACUUGCGCAUUCUUUGGGUAAUAGCGAAGAAGGUGAACAAGACGCAUUAAUAAAACCACUUGUCACAAAAGCUGCAAUUAUUAGCGGAAUAUCACCGCAUAAUACUCCACAUGCCACUGAUCGAAUGCCUUGGAAACAUAAACUAGCUUGGUGGCUUACUAAGCAUUCUCCUAAGCUUCUUUCUUUAUUGGCUUGGUUUGAGGCUAAAAUGGCAAUCCGCGAUCCAGUAGGAGCAAUGCGUGGAGGAUUCAACGAUGGACCACAAUCGGAUCGAGAUAUAUAUGAAAAUAUGCCCGGAGUAGAGCGUAUGUGUAUAGAGAGUAUGCUGGAACAAUACUCACGUGGACAACUUAGUACUGAAUGUUACGAGUAUUCUUUGUGGGGAAAACCUUGGGGUUUCCGAUUAGAAGAUAUUGGGAAAUCGGGUAAGGGGGAAAGUGUAAAGUGUAAAGUGUGGCACGGGGAAGAAGAUAUCGGGACAACUGCAGUUAUGGGCAGAUAUUUAGUGGAUCAUAUAUCCGGCUGUGAGUCUCGAUUUGUGAAAGAAAAAGGACACAUGUUGUAUUUUGAAAUUUGGGAAGAGGUAAUAGAUUGGCUUAUGGAGGAGUAA
Ambispora gerdemannii is the source of this 1122-nucleotide messenger RNA. Lineage: Eukaryota; Fungi; Glomeromycota; Glomeromycetes; Archaeosporales; Ambisporaceae. The record is from the annotation of a GenBank genome assembly.